GUGGAGAAACACCUGCCAGUAGCUACCAGUAGCUUGGCAACGCGGACAGACUUCUGUUUCGAAUGGGUGUAGUGCAGCGCCUGUGUGCUGCACCCUGCCGGAAGGUUGGCGUCGCAGCCGCACUUGAAUCUUGUCGUCUGCAACACACUCACUCCUCACGAUUCUCAUUUUCCCGUUAAUUGUCUGCAAUAGACACUGGCAGCAAUCAACUCAAAGAUGAUGCGCAAUUUGAGCACUGGGAAACUUCUCGAGUGGGUUCUUUAUUACGAUGUUUUGAGUUCUGCACGUUCAUCGUUAUUUCGUAUUUUUAAUUUCGGCUUCUAGCUCAGACUCAUCUGCAGGCAGGUUGUCAGAUCAGUAAACAAACCGUGUACUUCAAUGUCAGUUCUGAUUGCGUCCGCAUGUGCUGCAGAUGAAUCUGCCACAAAUUCCAACCGUCCACUACCAUUUAAGUUAUUUAAUAAGAAAGAGAUGACUCAUGAAGCUCUUAUUAGACAAGCAUGCACCUUAACAGCCAACUCCUCGAGUCAACUUCUUACUCAAGUUUUAAUUGCAAUAAAUGAAACAAGCCAAGAAUAUCGAAAAUCUAUGUCAGAUCUUAUGGUUUUAUUGGAAGAGAGUCUUCUUCUUCUUACAAAUUCAAGAACGUCUCCUCUAGAUGAGGUGGAAGAACUGAUUGUCAAGCAAAGAACCAUAGUAGAUGAACAGCAUAGAUUAUUACUGGAACUUGUUUCAUUGAUGGACUACGUUGAGAAAAUGAUGACAUCUACCGCAGAAACUGCAUUUUUAGCAGGAGCGGAGCAAUCAAGCACAUUGAUGUGUGAACGCCUCAAUUCUGCUUUAUAUAAGGUUGGGGAAGAGUGUGCUGCUAACAAGAAUUCUGAAGAGGAAUUGCUGAAACUUCAAGAAGCUUAUGUAAUUAAAUUGGGUGAACUUUAUGAAAGAGAGUGGAAAGACAAUCCAAAUCUGUCUGAAAACGUAAAUAAGGAAGAACUGGUACCCAAUGAAGAAAUCUCUAAUGCUAGCCUAGUGACACCUAUUGACAUUUUUGAAGAUUCACAUGAGACUGGAGACAAGGCAAAUGAUCCAGAGCUAGUAUUAUAAAAUGGGAUAAUAAACAAAUUAAAUUGAAA
This is a messenger RNA of Thrips palmi, 1133 nucleotides long. RefSeq lists its product as uncharacterized. The coding region runs from base 379 to 1104 and encodes 241 amino acids. Gene Ontology annotation, cellular component: mitochondrion. The record is from RefSeq and is a predicted model, not a curated record. Gene Ontology annotation, biological process: intrinsic apoptotic signaling pathway in response to oxidative stress; neuron apoptotic process. The transcript has 7 exons. NCBI's taxonomy places the organism in Eukaryota, Metazoa, Arthropoda, Insecta, Thysanoptera, Thripidae.